Saccharomycodes ludwigii is the source of this 2568-nucleotide messenger RNA. RefSeq names its product nitrogen-responsive transcriptional regulator GLN3 (gene GLN3). Bases 1 to 2568 code for a protein of 855 amino acids. The transcript has a single exon. Gene Ontology annotation, biological process: positive regulation of transcription by RNA polymerase II; negative regulation of transcription by RNA polymerase II. Lineage: Eukaryota; Fungi; Ascomycota; Saccharomycetes; Saccharomycodales; Saccharomycodaceae. The record is from RefSeq and is a predicted model, not a curated record. Gene Ontology annotation, molecular function: RNA polymerase II cis-regulatory region sequence-specific DNA binding; DNA-binding transcription factor activity, RNA polymerase II-specific; zinc ion binding.
AUGCUACACGAUCAUAACAAAAAAAUUAAAAAGAAGGACCAAGAAGACAAUGAACCUACUAAUGACAAUAAACAAACCACUAAUAACAUUAAUCUAUCUUUGUUCGAUUCCAUGCUAGAAAUUCUACCUGAUGAACUGGAUUAUCUGACAACAAAUACUGCUACUACAACAACAACUAAUGAUAACUACAGCAAAAGUCAUCCAAUAGAUAUUUCAGAUAAUCAGCAAAAUGGUGAAAUUGCUCAACUAUGGGAUUUCAAUGUAGACGAAUUUAUGAUGACCCCAAGCAAUUCUAGUGGUAGUGCCACUAUAUCUGCUCCUAACAGUUAUUCAAGUGAAAGGAACGGUGGUACCAAUAUCUCACUCAAUGAUCUUAAUAACACUACCACGAUCAAUAAUAUACUGUUGAGUUCUUCCAACACUUCAAGCAAUGGAACCAUCCUGCUAAGUAAUAGUGUUGGUAAUUCUCUAAUAGAAAAUAAUACCGCUAAUACUAUCCCUACCAGUAAUAACAAUAAUGGUUUAUCUAAUAUAUCAAAGCAUUUUAUAACGCCGUCUUCUUCUUCUUUUAGAAACACUAUCAUAGGAAGUGGUGUUGUGGGUACACCUCCUUAUACCAAUAUGUCUCUUCUUUCCCAUUCUUCUACUGUUAACAAUACCAAUACUAAGAAUAAUAUACGAAAGAAUAUAAACACAGCAACUAAGAAAUCCAUCAAUAAUAACAAUCUUCCAUCUAAUGUAGCAAAGCCUCACGUCCAAUGUUUCAAUUGUAAGACAUUUAAAACACCUCUUUGGAGAAGAGAUCCACAAGGAAACACCUUAUGUAAUGCAUGUGGGCUAUUUCAAAAAUUGCACGGUACUAUGAGACCUCUAAGUAUGAAAACUGAUGUUAUUAAAAAGAGAAACACCAAGAAGAGAGGUUCUAAUAGAAAAGUCGAAAAAACCAAUGUAGGGAUUACUUCUAACAAUAAUAAUAGUAGUAGUAGCACUAAUUUAUUAAUGGAUAAUACCACUGGUGACAAUAAUGAUAGUAAUAGUAAUAUUUAUUAUUUAUCGCAUUUUGAUGUUAAUAAUACAAAUAAUAAUGACAAUGUUAGGAAAAAUAAUAAUAAUGAUAUUAAUAAUAUUAAUAAUGGUGAUAUUAAUAAUAAUAAUAAUAAUAAUAAUAAUAAUAAUAAUAAUAAUAAUAAUAAUAAUAAAAAUAAUAAAAAUAAUGUACGCACAAUUAUAGAUUCACCAUUGAAGAGUUCAUCUUCUAUUUCUACCAUAAAGAAAACAAGAUCACUUUCAUCUUCAUCAUCUUCCCUUAAUAGUCAUUACAAUAAUACAAAUAAUAAUAAUAAUAAUAAUAAGCGUAGGGAUAGCACUUCUAGUUCUGUAUCUUCAGGUAGUUCUUCAAGAUCGACUGUAGUACCAAUAUUACCUAAACCACCAGCUAGUUCUAACAGUAACAAUAGUGCCUCUACGAAUUUAUAUUUAGCGAACAAUACCGAACGUAGUAAUAGCAGUAAUAACAUAAGUACCCACAAUAGUCCUAGAUAUUCUCCCAGAUAUUCUAUGGCCUUGUCCGCGUCGCCGUUACCCUUUAACACCGCCACUACUGCAACUACUAUUGCUACUGCCACCAACAGUAAUGGUAAUAACACUACUAACACCAUAUAUAAUGGAUUGAAUCAUUCUUCAUUUACAAAUAUAUACAGUAUGAACAAUAUUUUGGACAGUAAUAGCGGGAAUACUUCUAACAGCACACCUACUACACCCAUCCUAUCCACUUCAUCUAGUGGUACUGGAAUUGCUAUACCAAGAAAAAAAUCCACAAGAGGUUUUUAUUUUAAUUCUCCUUCCACUCCUUCUUCCAGUCUGACUAAUAACAACAAUUCAAGAACUAGUACUAAUGUAAAUAUACUUAAUAACAUUAACAAAGGGAAUGUUGGUGGUAGUGCUAAUAAUGUAAGUAGUUCCAGCACGACCAAUACUACAAUGAAUGGGAGUUUAACCUCUUCGUUAACUAGUACGACUACUAUGAACACAAACAUUUCUUCAUUUUCAAAUGGUUUUAAACCCAUAAGCAAUACUAUUGGUGAUAGUUCCAUUAAAAACAACGGUAAGUUGGCUACAAAUGAUGAUAAUAACAAUACUGGUGCUUCUAAUACUACAACACACACUUCGCUAUUGAGUCAACAAUUGAGAAAUCAUAAUCAUAUUAGUAGUAUGUAUAAUUCACUAUAUGGCGAAUUAAAUGGGAAUGGUAAUGCUUCUAGUACCGUUAAUAGCAAUAAUAGUACUGGAAUGUUCAAUAAAAAAAAUGAAAAUCCAUUAAAAGAUACACAAUUAUUAUACACAAUUCCUAAUCCCGAUGCUGUCGGUAUUCCUAAUAAGAAUAAGACCAAUAAUAAUAAUAAUAAUAAUAAUAAUAAUAAUAAUUGUAACAGUAAUGGUAAUAAUAGGACCUUUAAAAGACAUACCAAUAAUAUAACCACUAUUAAUAAUAAUAAUGUUAUUAGUAAUGUCACUAAAGGUAAUAAGAAUAUAAUGGAUGAUUUAGAAUGGUUAAAAUUCGGAAUGUAA